Molecule: messenger RNA, 2357 nt
Organism: Rhizopus microsporus ATCC 52813
Lineage: Eukaryota; Fungi; Mucoromycota; Mucoromycetes; Mucorales; Rhizopodaceae
Product: SDA1-domain-containing protein
Exons: 3
Coding region: 6-2255 (749 amino acids)
Biological process (GO): ribosomal large subunit biogenesis; ribosomal large subunit export from nucleus
Cellular component (GO): nucleolus
Source: RefSeq, a predicted model, not a curated record
AUCUAAUGGGUAGACGCAACAGAACCGCACUUUUACCUACUCAUUUACCCCAGCUUCAAAACUUGAUAAAGCGAGAUCCAAAGUCAUAUGAGGCUGAAUUUCUUCAACAAUGGCGACACUUUCAGUCUGCACUUUCAAUUUUUUGCUUAAAGCCCGAUGAAGAAUCAAAGGAAGUAUCAGAUCUAGUUACCUUCAUCAGUCAAGUGGCACAGUGCUACCCCGAAAUAACCAAGGAUUUCCCUCAGCAACUGGUCGAUCUCUUACAAGAGCAUUACAUGGCUCUUCAUCCAGAAGUCAGAAAGAGUUUUGUCCAAGGGCUUAUUCUUCUUCGAAAUAAAGGCAUUCUGGAUAAUACCCGUCUUUUACCUUUGUUCUUUACCUUGUUUAAAUGUAGAGACAAGCAGCUUCGAGAACUGCUUUAUAGUCAUAUUGUCAACGAUAUCAAGAGCGCCAAUGCCAAAGUGAAAAAUAACAAGUUGAACAAGACACUUCAAUCCUUCAUGUUUACCAUGCUAGAAUCUGCUACAACAGGAAAUAGUGAUGAAAAUGCUAUUGCUGCUAAAAAGAGUGUUGAUGUCUGUAUUGAUUUAUAUCACAAGAACGUCUGGAACGAUGCGAAAACAGUCAAUGUGAUCGCUGAAGCUUGUUUUUCCCCUGUUACAAAGAUUUCGGUUACUGCUGUCAAGUUCUUUUUGAACAGCAAUGAAGUCAAUGAUGAUGAUGAAAACGAUGAUGAUGAUAUCCCUGAUUUAAAGAAGAUACAGAUGGCCAACUUACACAGCAAAAAGACAAAAGCAAAGGACCGCAAAUUAGAAGCAGCCAAGAAAAAGAUAAAGAGAAAGUCCAAAUCAAAAGACAAGGCAGAAGGUUUCAACUUUUCAGCACUUCAUCUCAUAAACGAUCCUCAGGGCUUUGCUGAGAAACUGUACUCUAAGCUAUCCACCAAGGAGGAUCGUUGGGAAGUUCGUCUGAUGAAGAUGAAUCUUGUGUCUCGUGUGAUUGGUAUUCACCAACUGACCCUUUUGGGAUUCUAUCCUCUGCUCAUCAAAUACCUUCAACCUACACAGCGAGAUGUCACCAUGGUCUUGGUCUGUGCCGCACAGGCUUCUCACUCGCUUGUGCCUCCUGACGUUCUCGAACCUGUCUUGAAAGCGAUUGCAAAUAACUUUGUUACUGACCGUGUGGCAAAUGAGGUAAUGGCAGUUGGUAUCAACGGUAUACGUGAAAUUUGUGUAAGACAACCAUUGGCUAUCGACGCUACUUUACUGCAGGAUUUGACUCAGUACAAGCAGCAUCGUGACAAGGGCGUUCUUAUGGCCGCUCGUUCUUUGAUUGCUCUGUACCGUGAGAUCAAUCCAGAACUGCUCUUGCGCAAAGAUCGUGGUAAGAGUGCUUCUAUUCGUCUAAAGGACGGUACGAUCAAGGCAGUGCAGUAUGGUGAAUCGACAACUAACGUAAACGCACUUGAUGGACUCGAGCUUCUUGAUCAGGAAGAUAAAGAAGAGGACUGGGGUGAUUGGGAAGUUGAAGAAGAUUCUGAAGAGGAGAGUGAUGAAGAUGGUUGGAUUAAUGUGGCAAGUGAUGAUGAAGAUUUUGUUAAUGUUGCUUUGAGCGAUGAUGAAAAGGAUGACGAAGAGGAUGAAGAAAAGAAGAAGAAGAAGAUCCAAUACAAGGUUGGAGAGAAUGGUGAAAUCGUCAAGGCUCGUCGUAUUGGUAAACGACAGUUAAAGAAGCUUCAGGACGCAGAAGAGCAUGCAGAGAUGUCUGAAGAGCAACGUCAAAAGCUUUUGGAAGCUGUUCGAGCUCGUCAGGCAGAAGAAAAGGCUAAACAGGAAGCAAAUCUCAAAUUAGCUACAACAAGAAUUUUGACGCCUGCUGAUUUUGCUCGUUUGAACGAACUUCGCGCAAAUAAGGAAUUGGAAGUUGCUACAGGCAAGAAACGUGCCUUUGAUGAAAGUCAACACGAAGAACAAGUGGAUGAAGCGACUAUUCUUGGUCCUCGUAAGAAGACUAAGCAAGAUUAUCAACAGAGAAUGGCAUCUAUUCAAGAAGGCCGUGAAGGAAGAGAGAAGUUUGGAUCCAAGAAGGGCAAGAAAGAAAAGGGAAGUACGACAAACAAGGAAAAGGCUAGAAAGAAGAACUUCUUGAUGAUUGCACAUAAACAAUCUGUUGUUUGUAAAUCAAAACGUAGUUUGUUUGAUAAGCAAAAACAAUUAAGAGCCGCUAUUAACAAGCAAAAGAGACUCAAGCAUUAAAAAAUAGAUUUUGUAUUUAUAUUUCUUGGCAUUUUAAAUAAAAUUGCAUUCUACAGUCAUAUAUACCUAUGUCAUAACAAAUACACCAGAAGCUAGACUAAU